Molecule: messenger RNA, 3291 nt
Organism: Coregonus sp. 'balchen'
Lineage: Eukaryota; Metazoa; Chordata; Actinopteri; Salmoniformes; Salmonidae
Source: the annotation of a GenBank genome assembly
AUGAUCAUCACCAUCACCACCAUCAUCAUCACCACCACCAUCAUCACCAUGAUCAUCAUCACCACCACCACCACCAUCAUCAUCAUCAUCAUCAUCAUCCUCAUCAUUACCAUGAUCAUCAUCACCAUCAUCAUCAUCACCCUCAUCAUCACCAUGAUCAUCAUCCUCAUCAUCACCAUGAUCAUCCUCAUCAUCAUCAUCAUGUUGCAACCAUACCAGGGAAAGGACAGCAUGAGAAAUGUUUUUAAAAUUGUUCAAUUCAUUUCCUGUUGAUAACACAAUAUUAUGCCAUUUCACACUCUGCAACCCCUCGCAUUGGAACUAGUAGCGAUCACCAAUUUCAUCAGAAUUUCACCAGAAUUACAAGAGGUCACUCAAGAGCAAUGCCCUUUGGUUGAGCAAGCAUAAUGACUUGUGUUAAUUCUAGUAUAAAAAUGUGAGUUGUUGGGGAGAAGACGUUGACUUGACUCCUGAUCACACAGACAGGCUCCAGCAUCUUGUUACUGAAAUGAGAAUUAGGGCAUGGGCCUGGAAGGCUGUUCAGACAACAGCACAACUGAACACUACCUACAGAAUCUACAUGUGAUUUAGUAAAGUCAUCUACACUCUCCUACUUGUCAGUCUUUGACAUUUACUUUACAUCUGUCAUUGUCUAUACUGUAUGAUAAGAUGUGUUUUUUAAAUCUUUUACAAUCUAGUUUUCAAAGAUUGUCACCAUGGCGAUGAUGUUGACCAUCCUUAUCCUACUCAGCAUUGCCUUUGAAUGCGAGAGAGACACCUUUACAUUACUAAUUCAUCCAUUCUGUUAGUUGUUCUGUACACUUGACCAUUUCUAGCCCUGCUGGAGCAGAAGUGUUUAGAUUUGGAGUGUAGAGAUAUGUAGAGAUGUGUUUUGUAGUGUCUGUUGAACAUUUUACCAUUCUAAAUAUUCCUUUGUAAAGACUUUUUCUAUUCUAAAAGUUUCAUUCUAAAGAUUAUUUUUCAAUUCUAAAGAUUCCAUUCCCUGCCUUAACCUGAUGCAGGAUACAUGCGGAAAACAGGUCAAUGGAAUUCACGCAUCCCCCCGUGAGGGAUAGAUCCAGAAUCUCCUCAUUGCCGCCCAUCAAAAUUAGUCUACAUUUUCAAAAUUAGCCUACAUUUACAUAGUAUUUCACACUAUGUUAGGGUAAAAAUUGGAGUAUAAUGCUUGUAUAGAUGUCAACGCCAAUGCAUGUUCAUGUCAUCAUCACCAAUCAACUGCAUUACACUUACAAACGGCUUCAACUACAACCACCGAUUUCUAUUUGCUAGCUAUGCUACCAGCUUAUAUGAACAGGAAAAGGAUAACUUUUAAAUAUUAUGCAGCUAAAACAGCCAAAUAUGUACACAUUUGAUUUUAGUAACCACCUUGUGGGCCUGUUAGAACACAGAAAUGACAGAUUUGAUGAAUAUCCACUUUGUUAGAUCAGCUUUUUUGAAUGGGUGCCAAUGACGGUGUUUCUUCCAUCUCCAACGGACUGCGUUCCAUUGACCUCUUUACCGCAUGUAUGGUAAGUGUUGAGUCGAUUGUUUGGUGGUCUAAAAAAAAACAUUGACAUAUUGAAUAAGAACAGUCAGAAUGAUACAUUGCAACAAUCACACUUUAGCUCACGCUUAUUACCAGAGUGUGUCUCUAGACCUGUCCUUCUCAGGUAACAGGACCCUAGAACCACCAUCAUCUGGAACCGAGAAGCCAUUCUUCUCAGAUAACAGGACCCUAGAACCACCAUCAUCUGGAACCGAGGAGCCGUCCUUCUCAGGUAACAGGACCCUAGAACCACCAUCAUCUGGAACCGAGGAGCCGUCCUUCUCAGAUAACAGGACCCUAGAACCACCAUCAUCUGGAACUGAGGAGCCGUCCUUCUCAGAUAACAGGACCCUAGAACCACCAUCAUCUGGAACCGAGGAGCCGUCCUUCUCAGAUAACAGGACCCUAGAACCACCAUCAUCUGGAACUGAGGAGCCGUCCUUCUCAGAUAACAGGACCCUAGAACCACCAUCAUCUGGAACUGAGGAGCCGUCCUUCUCAGAUAACAGGACCCUAGAACCACCAUCAUCUGGAACUGAGGAGCCGUCCUUCUCAGAUAACAGGACCCUAGAACCACCAUCAUCUGGAACUGAGGAGCCGUCCUUCUCAGAUAACAGGACCCUAGAACCACCAUCAUCUGGAACCGAGGAGCCGUCCUUCUCAGGUAACAGGACCCUGGAACCACCAUCAUCUGGAACUGAGGAGCAGUCCUUCUCAGAUAACAGGGACCCUGGAACCACCAUCAUCUGGAACCGAGGAGCCGUCCUUCUCAUGUAACAGGACCCUAGAACCACCAUCAUCUGGAACCGAGGAGCCGUCCUUCUCAUGUAACAGGACCCUGGAACCACCAUCAUCUGGAACCGAGAAGCCGUCCUUCUCAGAUAACAGGACCCUAGAACCACCAUCAUCUGGAACCGAGGAGCCGUCCUUCUCAGGUAACAGGACCCUGGAACCACCAUCAUCUGGAACUGAGGAGCCGUCCUUCUCAGAUAACAGGACCCUGGAACCACCAUCAUCUGGAACCGAGGAGCCGUCCUUCUCAUGUAACAGGACCCUGGAACCACCAUCAUCUGGAACCGAGGAGCCGUCCUUCUCAUGAUAACAGGACCCUGGAACCACCAUCAUCUGGAACCGAGGAGCCGUCCUUCUCAUGUAACAGGACCCUGGAACCACCAUCAUCUGGAACCGAGGAGCCGUCCUUCUCAGAUAACAGGACCCUGGAACCACCAUCAUCUGGAACCGAGAAGCCGUCCUUCUCAGAUAACAGGACCCUGGAACCACCAUCAUCUGGAACCGAGGAGCCGUCCUUCUCAGGUAACAGGACCCUGGAACCACCAUCAUCUGGAACUGAGGAGCCGUCCUUCUCAGAUAACAGGACCCUGGAACCACCAUCAUCUGGAACCGAGGAGCCGUCCUUCUCAUGUAACAGGACCCUGGAACCACCAUCAUCUGGAACCGAGAAGCCAUUCUUCUCAGGUAACAGGACCCUGGAACCACCAUCAUCUGGAACCGAGAAGCCAUUCUUCUCAGGUGACAGGACCCUGGAACCACCAUCCUCUGGAACCGAGGAGCCGUCCAUCUCAGGUGACAGGACCCUGGAACCACCAUCAUCUGAAACCGAGGAGCCGUCCUUCUCAGGUGACAGGACCCUUGAACCACCAUCAUCUGGAACCGGGGAGCCGUCCUUCUCAGGUGACAGGACCCUGGAACCACCAUCAUCUGAAACCGACGAGUUGUCCUCCGGA